GCGGUCUAUUCCAUGAAGGCUGUUAUAUUCAGAAUUAAACAAGAUUUAAAGUCAAAUUUGUGCAGAUUUUUCAUCCUGUUUUUUCUUUCCUUCCACUUCUGAUACCGAACCAUGUGUUUGAGCUGCGGGGAGACACGAGGAGCUUUGAAUACGUUCCAAAAUUCACCACAAGUUUCAAACUGACUUUUAUUGUGCAUGGAGAGCACGACACAAACUCACUCAAGUGUUGGAAAUUAGAGAUCGUUUCAUCGCGUCUACGCACUGGCUUUUACGCACAUCGGCUGAAUCCAGCGCGUGAGGAGCGGAUAACGCACCGCAAACUGAACACUUUUAUACGGACACAUAAGAAGAAGUCAACUAACGUAACAAUUAAGUAAUUAUUAGAAAAUAAUUACUUUGUGUGCUGCAAACAAGAAGAAAUCGGGAGAUUUAUAGUGAAGAUCGGGGAAGUUGAUACUCUGUGGACGCACUGUGGCGCACAAAUGGUGUUUCUGUGGGACGCAAAAUACGACCCAGCCCCCGGCCGGCGUUACACUCCCCCCUCCACCACCCUCGCCUCAGGGGGGAAGAUGACCGAGGCCCUGCCCUUGGGUGCCCAGGAGGCUGGAGGCGGGGCCGCUCUGAUGGGCAAACUACGCAUGGCCGACCGCGGCAUGGUUGAAGUGAUCUCAGAUCAUCCUGGAGAGCUGGUGAAGACAGACAGUCCUAACUUCCUCUGCUCUGUGCUGCCUACACACUGGAGAUGUAACAAGACUCUACCCAUUGCUUUUAAGGUGGUUUCCUUGGGUGACAUCCCUGAUGGUACCUUGGUAACAGUGAUGGCAGGAAACGAUGAGAACUACUCAGCAGAGCUCCGCAAUGCUACGGCCGCCAUCAAGAACCAAGUGGCCAGAUUCAAUGACCUGCGCUUCGUUGGCCGCAGCGGGAGAGGGAAGAGUUUUACUCUCACCAUCACAGUGUUCACCAGCCCUCCUCAAGUCGCCACGUAUCAGAGAGCCAUUAAAAUUACAGUGGAUGGUCCCAGAGAGCCACGACGUCAUCGACAGAAAAUGGAUGAGGUGAAGUCCGGCUCUCUGGCUUUCUCUGAGAGGCUAACGGAGCUGGAACAGCUGAGACGGAGCUCGAUGAGGGUGACGCCUCCUCACCACCAUCACCAUCAACCCUCCGCCAACACCCGUCAAUCUGCAGCGCUCAACUCUGCCCCUUUCUCUAGCCCCACACACGCUCAGAUAACUGCUGAUUCCAGACAGAUGCAGUCAUCUCCAUCUUGGUCCUAUGACCAAUCGUAUCCCUACCUUGGUCAGAUAACUGCUCCCAGCGUCCACUCAGCCAAUCCCCUUUCCCCUGGUCGCUCCUCACUCAGUGACCUGUCGUCCCGACUGACAGGUCCUGACCUAACAGCGUUUGGUGAUCCCAGGAUGACAUUAGAACGACCUUUUACCUCCCUCCCAUCCUUACCUGACUCCCGCUUCUCUGACCCACGGGUACACUACCCUCCCACCGCAGCUGCCUUCACCUACACCCCAUCCCACAACCCAGUUUCCAACAGCGCCCUCGGCAUCACUAUGGCAACAGCCAUGGCAACCACACCUGCAGGGAGGUACCACACCUACCUGCCUCCUCCCUAUCCUGCGAACACCCCCCACCAGGCUCAGAAUGGUCCCUUCCAGUCCACCUCCUCGCCAUACCACCUAUACUACUCCACCGCUGCCGGCUCCUACCAGUUCUCCAUGAUGGCUGGAGGAGGAAGUGGAGGCGACUCGCGCUCCCCACCAAGGAUCCUGCCACCGUGCACCAACGCCUCAACAGGCUCCUCCCUACUACACCCCUCUUUGCCCAAUCAGAAUGAAGGAGUGGGUGUGGAGGUGGAGUCUAGCCACAGUAGCUCCCCUACAAACAUGGCAGCAGCUGAAGCUGUGUGGAGACCUUACUGAACCAGCUGAGGUGAUAGACCAACACUGAAUGAUUGCACAAUGGUUGCAUUCAUAUAAGGUGAUCUCCUGGUUAUGUGACGACCGACACCAACAAGGGCGGAGCAAGCUGACAUCAAUGAACACUUAAAUACGCAACAAUCCAAAAUAUAAUGAGACAUUAAAGGCAAUAAGUCAAUGUUAUAUGAAAGAUGUGUCAACAUAAUAGGCUAAGGUUGGUGCUAUUGUAUACUUCUUUUACUGUCAAAUAAUCUCAUGAAAAAAACAUACCCAAUAAUGUGUUAGUUCAUCUCUCAGUACUUUCUGACUUCACUCCCCCUCUCAGCCACAAGCCAAUUGGUUUUGGGCCAACAAAUAUAAAGUUUCAGAAACGCUCAGUAAUUGUAAACAGUUGGUCACUGUAGUUUUUACCAAACAAUUGCUCAAACAGGAAGAAAUUGUACAUUUGUCAGGGAUUAGUUUUAAUGGUGAAUUAAUCCACAUUUGGUUUUCUA
Scomber japonicus (chub mackerel) is the source of this 2425-nucleotide messenger RNA. It is a transcript of the gene runx1, whose product is annotated as RUNX family transcription factor 1. The record is from RefSeq and is a predicted model, not a curated record. The transcript has 8 exons. Gene Ontology annotation, biological process: regulation of transcription by RNA polymerase II; neuron differentiation; hemopoiesis. Bases 483 to 1934 code for a protein of 483 amino acids. NCBI's taxonomy places the organism in Eukaryota, Metazoa, Chordata, Actinopteri, Scombriformes, Scombridae. Gene Ontology annotation, cellular component: nucleus. Gene Ontology annotation, molecular function: ATP binding; DNA-binding transcription factor activity, RNA polymerase II-specific; RNA polymerase II cis-regulatory region sequence-specific DNA binding.